GGGGGCUGAAGGGGCGAGGGGGGCCUCCGCCUGUUGGUCUGCUCAGGGGAGGAGAGAGGAAAUGCGGCAUGUUCGUUUGUUUGUAUUUUAUUCAUUUAUUGCAUUUGCUCCCCGCAGAAAAACAACCCUGUUGUUGUUAUUUAUGAAAUUUGUAUACCGACCCUUCGUCCUUAGAUCUCAGGAGGGUUCACAGCAUAAAAUGAGAAGACAAGAAUACACGAUGGAGCAAAAAUAACCCACAGGCACAUUGAAAGAGCCAUCGGACUCUUUAACCAAACGCCCCGUGGAGCAGAAUCGGGUUUUUCUGCCUGGCGCCUAAAGGUGCCCAAUGGAGGGAGAGCACAAUCCAGAGGCCUGUUGAGAGGAGGCAGGGAGGGUCCGCACCCCCCACCAAUGGCGGGUUUGAACCCUGGCCUCUCCCAGGUCUCGUCAAACACUCCAGCCACUAUCCUCAUCAUUAUUCAUAUUACAGUAUUUAUUACAUUUCUAUACCACCUUUUGUCUGAGAAUCACAGGGCUGUUUACCAUAUAAAAAAACACAAAGCUACAUAACAGAUUAACAAAACAAUAACUCAACCAUCACCACACACACACAGUUUAAAAUGCCAUAGCUUGUUUAAUUAGCCAAAGGAGAGAAGAGAAAUGUUUUUGCCUGGCACCAAUGGCACACUGGAUCUGGAUCGGAUUUUGGGGCUUGGAUUGCCACCUCCUGUUUUUCUGGUGUUGCCUAUGUUCUGUCAGCAGCCGCCUAAGCACAAAAGCACGGAGAAAGUUCAAGGUGGUGAAGCUUUUCUUUCUUUCUUUGGCAUGGAGUUGAGUGGCAAGUAAAACAUUUCUUCCCACUGAACUCUUCUGAGUGUUAAUGGUCCUGUUUAAAAAGCACAGGAGCAUGAGCUGUUUUUAAAUCUUGACAACAGUGAAUUCCUGCAGCUUGCCAUGGUCCUGCUUUGAUAUUUGUUUUUAUUUAUCACCUACAGCACAUUCCUCCUGUGAAGAUGUGUGUGUAUAUUGCAUAAGAGCUGCUUAAUUUGUGUGGUGCCUGGGUUUCACAGGUAUGUGUGUGUGGUUGAUCACAGGGGCUAGAUUUGGAAUGAAUGUGAACUUUUAAUGCUCUUUUUAAAGGAGUGGUUAAAAUUAGGGAGAGUGACUGCUUUUUGUCAGUCCUGGCAGGGCAAGGAUUUGAUUUCUAAAAGAAAAGAGAGUUGUCAGUAAACACUUCAGCUGCUUAAUGUCUGUAAGUUAGGCAGCUGUUAGAGGCACCAGGAGCAGGGGCCAGUUAAGAAAAUAAAUAAAUAAAUAAAUGGGACUCAUAGAUGGGCUCCAGCUAGCUUUUCAGCAGGGGGCCGGAUUAUAUUUUGCAAAAAAAAUGAACGAAUUCCUAUGCCCCACAAAUAACCCAGAGAAGCAUUUAAAAUAAAAGGACACAUUCUACUCAUGUAAAAACAUGCUGAUUCCCAGAUCGUCUGCAGGCAGGAUUUAGAAGGCGAUUGGGCCACAGCCGGCCCCCGGCCUUAGUUUGGGGACCCCUGAGCUGGCCAGUCCACUCUCAAGCUUCAUAAUUAUUCCUCAUAAUCCUAAAUGUGGUGAGGGCAGUUACUUAGUAGUGUGGGAAAUAUAGUUUGUGCAUGUUUAGAAAUCCUGUCGCCUUGAUUUCUUCAUCUGAUCAGAUUGGAGGCCUGAUGUUGGGAAAGAGGUUCUGGCUCAGAUUAAGCCUUGUGGCACUCUUCAUGUGCACCACAAUGGUCAAAAAGCUAGAGUGUUUGGUUUGCAUCUAAGAGAUGUGAGCUCAUGUUUCUUUUCAGACAUGAUUAUACAGUGUUGCAUUGGGCAAGUAGCUUUUUCUCAGUUUUCUGUUUAUACUAACCUAUCUUACAGGGCUUUUGUUGGGAAAGCAGACUAUGAAUAACAACCCUUGCUACUAUCCCAGAAGCUAGAGGAUGCUCUCCUCUUUGCCGCCACUGCAUUAUGACAUCAUCAACCACAUAUAAGAGCUGCUGCUUGCCUUCUUUGAAACAUAGCUUCAUCUUCCAGCAUUCUGAAAGCAUUAGGAGAUAGAUCAGGAACUUCUGGUUUGUGGCGUAGCGCUGUACAAUGGCUAAGAGAGUAGCAGAAAAGGAGCUGACUGACAGGAACUGGGAUCAAGAAGAAGAAACUGAGGAGGUGGGAACAUUCUCAGUGGCCAGUGAAGAGGUUUUGAAGAACAGAGCAAUUAAGAAGGCAAAGCGUAGAAAUGUGGGGCUUGAGUCUGAGAGUGGUGGAGCUUUUAAAGGUUUUAAAGGUUUCGUUUUACCGUCUGGAGGUGGAGGAUUUUCUGGCUUUGGCAAUGGCACCGGAACAAAGCCUUUAGGGGGACUGUCCAAUGGUGGCGGCAGCAUUGCAAAUAGUUCAUCGUUCACCAAUUUAAAGACUGCUGCUGAAACAACAACUACAUUCAGUUCUGUGGUGUCCAGUGGUUCAGUGAAUAAUACUGUAAUUGAGAAAAAGCCUGUAAGUGUGGAAGCAAAUGGUGAGAGCCAGCAGCCAUUGUCCUCUGGAUUCACUGAGAAGAAAGCAUGCAGCCCCGAUGCUUAUCAUAAACAGUUAGCUGCUCUAAAUUGUUCGGUCCGUGACUGGAUAGUAAAACAUGUAAAUGCCAACCCGCUCUGUGACCUGUCGCCGAUUUUCCGAGACUAUGAGAAAUAUUUAGCUGAGAUAGAGCAACACGGAACGAGUAGUGACAGCGGCUCUGAAAGCGACAGUAACAAGACAGUUGGAACUCAGCCCGGGUCUGCAUUGGGGAGUCCGAACCUUCAGCAGAGUUCAACGUUUUUCUUCAAUAGCAACAAAUCUGAGAAUGCACCAGGAAAGAAAACAGAAACGGAAAAGAAAACGGAACCAAAACUAGGGUCCACAUCAACUGUCUCCUUUACUUUUAGCAAGAGCGUAGACAACUCGGGUCUGAAUUCUGGUGCAUUACCUAGUUUCUCAUUCUCUCCAGGAAGUGCAAGUUUAUUUGGAAAAGAUACAAGCCAAGGCAAGGUUGCUUCUUCAUUUUCCAGCAAAGCACUAGAUAUUCCGACAGAAAGUGGUGGCAGUGAAGAGAAAGGGGGUGAUGAAGAAGAUGAGGAGCCACCAAAAGCAGUAGUGAAUGAAAUAAAGGAAGAUGAUGCCUUCUACUCGAAGAAGUGCAAAGUUUUUUACAAGAAAGAUAAUGAAUUUAAAGAAAAAGGUAUAGGAACGCUACACUUAAAACAUGCAGGAGAUCAGAAGAUUCAGCUAUUAGUACGGGCAGAUACCAACUUAGGCAACAUAUUGCUGAACAUUUUGGUGCCUCCUAAGAUGCCAUGCUCCAGAACAGGGAAGAACAACGUGCUCAUUGUCUGUGUUCCAAAUCCACCCAUUGAUGAAAAGAAUGCUACUGUCCCUGUUCCUAUAUUGAUAAGAGUGAAAACAAGUGAGGAUGCAGAUGAGUUGCACAAAAUUAUACUGGAGAAGAAGGAGGACGCCAUCUGAAAGGCUAAACAAGGAUUGGGACUUGCCUUUUAUCAUUUUUCACACGUCCAUGUGCUAGCUGUAGUUCUUUCUAAGGAAAUGUAUAAAAAUCAAUGGAAAUGUGAAUAAACAAAUGGGAUGUGUGAACUCCAA
Molecule: messenger RNA, 3624 nt
Organism: Zootoca vivipara (common lizard)
Lineage: Eukaryota; Metazoa; Chordata; Lepidosauria; Squamata; Lacertidae
Source: RefSeq, a predicted model, not a curated record